AUGAUCUCUACCCAAGACCUCGCGGCCCCCGCCCCCACGAAGGACCGCCCGAGCAUCCCUCUGUCGGAAGAAUUGUUCAAGGCGAUCACCGACGUUCUAGUCGCGGUCCUGGCGUACGUCGUGAUAGUUCACGUGGCUCGCUAUUACGACGAGACGAAGGUCGUGCACUACGACCGGCUUCUGGGCUUCAGCGUCACCCUGGCGGGCAUAUUCGCCAACGACAUCCUCGGAAAGUAG
Klebsormidium nitens is the source of this 237-nucleotide messenger RNA. The record is from the annotation of a GenBank genome assembly. NCBI's taxonomy places the organism in Eukaryota, Viridiplantae, Streptophyta, Klebsormidiophyceae, Klebsormidiales, Klebsormidiaceae.